AAAAUCUUAAAAUCAUAAAAGAAAACAAAAAACCGACAAUAUUGUAACAAAUUUAAUUACACCGGGCAAAAUUGUCAUUUCCGAUUGCCGUAUUCUCUUCCAAGGUCAUGGUCUCGCACAUCAAAAUCCAAUUUCAUCGCCAAAUUAUAACAACAGACAAUGAAGAUACAAUCGCUUAAUGCGUGUUCUCAUUCAAAAACCGCGUGAAAAUAUAAAAACAAAAAUUCAUUAUACAAUUAGCCAGUCGAUUGUUAAUAUCCAAGAGGCUCCAAUGUAUCGUUUUAUCUGGGUAUUUGUAACAGCUAGUACCAUCGCAGUUCCAAAUCUCCACCCCGACACAGGCUUGAAUAUUAUUCAACUGGCCACGAAGUACGGUUACCCCAUCGAGUCCCACGAUGUGGAAACGGACGACGGGUACAUACUCACCCUCCACCGCAUCCCGCAUGGAAUAAAAAGUGUCAGUACCAUGAAGUACCCGGUUUUGCUCAUGCACGGUCUUCUGAGCAGCUCAGUCGACUGGGUUAACAUGGGGCCUGAAAACGCGCUUGGUCUUCUUCUGGCGGACUGUGGUUACGACGUCUGGCUAGGAAAUCAAAGGGGCAACACCUGGUCACGCAAACACCUGACUCUGAAUCCAGAUAUAGACGCUGAGAAAUUUUUUGAUUUCAGUUUCCACGAAAUCGGUAUUUACGACAUACCGGCCAAAAUCGACUACAUCAUAAACGCGACAAACAAAGAACAGAUUUUCUACGUAGGUCACUCGCAAGGUACUACCAGUUUUUUUGUAAUGGCGAGCGAAAAGCCCGAGUAUAACGCUAAAAUUCGUCUAAUGACGGCUUUAUCACCGGUGGCGCAUGUCGCUAACGUACCUAACCCGUUUUUGGCACCUCUUGUUGAUAAUUAUGACCUAGUUAAAACUGUUGUUCCAAUCUUGAAAAUUCACGAAGUACUCCCACAUUUUGAUUAUUUCACCGACUUAGGGAAUGUUUUGUGUAGUAAAGGUUCCCCGUACCAAGACUCCUGUGUGUGGUUCAUCAACGCGAUUGUUGGUUUCGACUGGCAGAUUGACCCGGACUUCGUUUCUGUUAUUACGUCCAAUACUCCUGCUGGUUGUUCCAUUAAACAACUCAUGCACUUCAUCCAAGGAGCCGAGUCAGGCUAUUUCGCCCAGUACGACUAUGGGGUUGAAGUAAACAAGAUCCAGUACGGUCAAGAAAUGCCACCGUUGUACGACAUCACAAAAAUCACGGCUCGUGUGAGUUUGUACUACGCUGGUAAUGACUGGUUAAACGCCGUAGAAGACGUUCUCAGACUAGCCGAAGAGUUACCAAAUUUAGCUAGCGCGAAACAAGUACGCUACUCCCAGUUCAACCAUCUGGACUUCCUAUGGGCUCGCAAUGUCGUCGAUUUAUUAUACAACGACGUCAUCGCAGAAAUAACAGCUGAGAGCUAAGAAAAAU
Messenger RNA from Zophobas morio, 1460 nucleotides. RefSeq names its product lipase 3-like. The transcript is spliced from 4 exons. The record is from RefSeq and is a predicted model, not a curated record. Bases 179 to 1453 code for a protein of 424 amino acids. Gene Ontology annotation, molecular function: hydrolase activity, acting on ester bonds. Gene Ontology annotation, biological process: lipid metabolic process. NCBI's taxonomy places the organism in Eukaryota, Metazoa, Arthropoda, Insecta, Coleoptera, Tenebrionidae.